Molecule: messenger RNA, 1090 nt
Organism: Mytilus californianus (California mussel)
Lineage: Eukaryota; Metazoa; Mollusca; Bivalvia; Mytilida; Mytilidae
Product: neuronal acetylcholine receptor subunit alpha-10-like
Exons: 6
Coding region: 1-1077 (358 amino acids)
Biological process (GO): nervous system process; signal transduction; regulation of membrane potential
Cellular component (GO): synapse; neuron projection; membrane
Molecular function (GO): extracellular ligand-gated monoatomic ion channel activity; transmembrane signaling receptor activity; neurotransmitter receptor activity
Source: RefSeq, a predicted model, not a curated record
AUGGAAACAACUGCCAUAAUUAUUCAUGACUUAGUAAUACAGGAUGAACCAAACCAAGUAGUGAAGUUAAACUUAUGGGUGCGAUUGAAAUGGAAUGACUGUUUAUUACAAUGGAAUCCUAGCGACUUCAAUAAUACGCAAUAUAUUAUUGUGCCGAUUAAAAGGAUCUGGGUGCCAGAUGUUACACUUUUUGACAGUAUCACCAUAGAACUUUCCGGUAUGAAAAGUUAUAAAGCUAUUGUCUAUCAAGAUGGAACAGUCUAUUACAACUUCCCAACGCUCAUCGAAUCCAUUUGUCCUAUAGACGUUACAAGCUUUCCCUUUGAUUCUCAGAUGUGUCCUCUAGUCUUUGGUUCAUGGGUAUACCAUGGGUUGCAGCUUGACAUUCAACCAAGGAAUAAUCCUGGUGAUUUAUCAUCUAUGAAGAAGAAUGUUGAAUGGAUAAUUUCAAAUGUUGAAGUUGAAAGACAUGUUGCAACAUACGGAUGCUGUCCGGAACCGUAUCCAGAUAUUACAUUUUACAUUCACUUACAACGUAAACCGGCAUAUUAUGUAACGAAUAUAAUUAUACCGUCAGUGAUUAUUACAGUGUUGGCUAUCCUAGGCUAUUACCUACCAGUGGAGUCCGGCGAAAAGGCGUCAUUAGUUAUCACAAUUAUGCUGUCAUUGUCAGUUUUCCAGUUACUUGUAGCAGACAAGUUACCACCAUCAGCUGAUGCAACGCCUUGGUUAAUGUUUUUCUUCAAUUUUAUUCUUGGGAUGUCUGCCGUUUCCACAAUGAUACAGGUAGCUGUUAUCAAUAUUUAUCACCGCGGAGAGAAGUCUGUGCCAUUGUGGAUGACAAAGUAUAUUAUCGUACCAUUGUGUUCAAUAACAAUGGUUCAGAUUCCGGGAUACAUUUCAUCAAAAUGUUGCAAAAAGAACCAUGUUGAAGAUAUAGUCGAGAAAGACAAAGAACCGACUAAUACGGCUUUAUGGAAGUGUUUUUCUGUUGCACUAGACAGACUUGGCAUUAUUUUAUUUGUAUUCACUGUAACUGUAGGAUGCGGUUGUGUAUUUGGUCAAAUAACGUCAUGACAAUUCACGACAA